AGAAGCUCACUCGCCAAGGCGAGCAGCUCACAGGAAAGCAGGCCAGAGCCCCCAGUGUUGUGGGGUAUGGCAGAAAGGAAGUGGCAAGAUGAUGGGUCGAGGACAUGCCAAGAGAACGUUGGGCUUGGCUCCUGGCUCAGAGUGAGUGUUUAGGGCACGUCUGUGGCCUGCACUCUGUGGCUGAGAUGCUGUGCCCAUCUGCUUACGGGCCUGGCUUUGGCAGAAGACUCUGAGUUUCUCCAGCCUGGCUCAGUCCCUGGCACAGAGGAAAGCUGGACAGCCUGGAUGAACCACGCCUUCGCACCUGCUCCUCCGGAGAUGCAGCCACACAGGGCUCCAGGCCCCAGAACAUCUUUCUCUCACAGCCACAUGCUGGGGCACCACACCCACCAAAAGCUCACUGCAGAUGUGUCCCCCCUCAUCCCUGUCAUCAAGAAGACUGGGCGUUUGGAUGCCUUCCCCCAAAGCAGUGUCCUAGAGAAUUCCAAACAGCCAAGCAUUAGAUCCAGGGCCUGUAGUAUGUCCCAACAGGGCACUGCCACGGGGUCCCUGAGUUCCAUGCCUCCCAAUAGCUUUAUGCCCAGGAAACUCAGCUCUAUUUCCUUAACAAUACACCAGAAUGUCCAAACGCGGCCCUUAGAUGCCUCACUUUCUCAUUGGGAAGAAUUGCCCAGUUUGCACAAGGAGGCUGUCACCCACAGAGAAGGGAGGCUGUCUGCUUCAAGUUUGCCACUCAUGGCUCAUGUGCCACAGGUCAGGACCUCCUCUGAAGGCCAUGGGAACCCAGAACUUACCAAAGCCAGCAGAACACCCACAGGGAAUAAACCUCUGGUGUCUUCAUGCCUGACUUUACCUUUCCAAGCUCAGUUCAUUCAGAGUUCGUCAAGCCUCCCGGGGCCAGGUCCCAUGGGACAAGUCCCUUCCAGAGCCUCUCCAGGAAGAGGCAAGUGCAGGCCCAGGGGUAUUCCCAGAUCCCGAGCAUACCUCCAAAGGGCUACCUCGGCUGCAAAUGUGUCUGUUGUGAGCACAAAACUAGAUAAAGCCAGACAUAUAGGCACAGUGGCUCUCCACAGACCGGAAUUGGCUAUCAAUAUGCCUACACUAAACCAGUCCAGACUGGUCAGAAGCGCAGAGCUUCCUGUUCUGGAUGCCAGGAUGGACCUGGCCACCAACUUACCUGUAGUAUCCAAGUCAGGAAAAGUGACAGACUCAAUUGCAGCAGGCACAGCCAGGGAUUUAGCUAGAGCAGUGACAACCAAGUCAGGCCAGGUUCCGAAUUUGGUAACUGCAGCAUCAGACAAGCAGGAAAGUGUCAAGCUUUUGACCACGGGGAACUCAAACGUGGCUUUGCCAACAUCGGAUGAGGCCAAGCAGGGCAUAACCAGGUUGGACACAGUCAAAGCUUUGGCCAGAGCCACCGUAGGCAGGCCGGACACAAUGACAGAUUCUCCUGCACUGGAGACAAGCAGACUAGGUACAGCCAUGGAUUCAGUUGUGCUGGUCUGCCCAGACCCAGCCAGUAGUGAGACCAAGCCACACACUGUCAACAAUGGGACUAUCAGAGACACGGUUACCUAUGCUACCUCUCCUCAAAAGCCGAGCAGAAGCACAGACCCAGCCCAGGACCAUGGAGCUGUGGGUGCUUCCACAGACAGCCUCAAGGAACCCACCUCGCUGGACCUGGCCCCAGAACCCAAAGGGCUCCCAGAGGCUAGGACGGACGCAGCCAUGUCUGAGCUGGUACCUGAGCCCAGGCCUAAGCCGGCGGUGCCCAUGAAGCCGGUCAGCAUCAACUCCAACCUGCUAGGCUACAUUGGCAUUGACACCAUUAUCGAGCAGAUGCGCAAGAAGACCAUGAAGACUGGCUUUGACUUCAACAUCAUGGUCGUUGGCCAGAGUGGACUGGGCAAGUCAACACUGGUCAACACCCUCUUCAAGUCCCAAGUGAGCCGAAAGGCCUCCAGCUGGAACCGGGAGGAGAAGAUCCCCAAGACAGUGGAGAUCAAAGCGAUUGGGCAUGUGAUAGAGGAAGGUGGUGUCAAAAUGAAGCUGACAGUCAUCGACACACCAGGCUUUGGAGACCAGAUCAACAAUGAAAACUGCUGGGAGCCCAUUGAGAAAUACAUCAACGAACAGUACGAAAAGUUCCUGAAGGAGGAGGUGAACAUUGCCAGGAAGAAACGCAUCCCUGACACCCGUGUCCACUGCUGCCUCUACUUCAUCUCCCCGACAGGACACUCCUUACGACCACUGGAUCUUGAGUUCAUGAAACAUCUCAGCAAAGUGGUGAACAUCAUUCCUGUCAUUGCCAAGGCUGAUACCAUGACCCUGGAGGAGAAGUCGGAAUUCAAGCAGAGGGUUCGCAAAGAACUUGAAGUAAACGGCAUUGAAUUCUACCCUCAGAAGGAAUUUGAUGAGGAUUUGGAGGACAAGACAGAGAAUGACAAAAUCCGGCAGGAGAGCAUGCCCUUCGCCGUGGUGGGGAGUGACAAGGAGUACCAAGUGAACGGCAAGAGGGUCCUCGGGAGGAAAACACCCUGGGGGAUCAUCGAAGUGGAAAACCUCAACCACUGUGAGUUUGCCCUGCUCCGAGACUUCGUCAUCAGGACUCACCUCCAGGACCUCAAAGAAGUAACACACAACAUCCACUAUGAGACUUACAGGGCCAAGAGGCUCAAUGACAAUGGAGGCCUCCCUCCGGUGAGCGUGGACACAGAGGAAAGCCACGACAGUAACCCGUGAUGAGCCCUUCUCUGUGUUAUCAUACAUAUCCCCCUUCUCCAAACACACACACAUCCUAGAUACCACCUCCAGCCACCACCUCCUCUCAGCUCUGUCCCCCAGGCCUGUCUGGUAUUUGUGCAGUAUUUUGUCUAGUGUGUGUGUGUGUGUGUGUGUGUGUGUGUGUGUGUGUGUGUGUAUGUAUGUGUGUAUGUGUGUGAUGGAGAGUGCCUGCGUGUAUGUGUGUGUGAUGGAGAGUGCCUGUGUGUGUGUAUGCAUGUGUGUGUAUGUAUGCGUGUACUCAGGGGUGAGGUAUUUUCAUUGCCCUCUUUGGAAAGUCCUUUGUAAGUCUGCUUUCUCCAUGACUCUCCAUUCUGUCUCCUUUUUUCUUGUGCUCCAGAACAAAAAGCUGUGCGCCUCACUCAAGAGGUCUGGGGAAGGUUUUAAUUUAUAAUGCUGGGAGCAGGUGAGCCACAGGCAACUCUUUCUUACUUCUGACCCACCCACAAACUGGGGCUGCAAGUAUUCUUCAUGGACUGGUGGCUGAGCUAGCCUGUGGUGGGCUGUGGGAGCUCAGAACAACUUUUCACUGUAAGUUGAGGUAAUCUGGAGGAAGGCUAGGACUUCUUGGGGAAACAGAAGAUUCGUGGGGAGCAGAGAAGAAAGCUGAGGGGCUCCUGCAGAAUUGGUGUCUGAAAAUGGAGCUCCACCCUUGUGUCUAUGUUGGGGUCACUGUCAAACAGCGGAUCAUCACCGCUGCAAACCACUGCUUUCUGUGCCCGCCUUCCCUGUAUUUCCAGGCUGGUUGGUUGCUUCCUCGUCCUGAUUUCUCUUCUCCCUCCCCAGCGUCCUUUGCCUCCUUUCUUCAUAUAUAUUCAUGCAUUCACCCCAUUUCCUGCCUGUCUCUGACCUUUUAUCUCCUUUUAGAGUCAUCUAUGUUAGCUUCCUUUCUAUAUUUAGAAAUCAUGCCCAGACUUUCUAAAUUGACUUUCUAUUACCCUAAGAUAGAAUCACAGCUAGGGGCUGAAGAGAUGGCUCUGUGCUUCGGGGGACCUUUUGCUCUUGCAGAGGACCCAGGUUCAGUUCCCAGCACCUUCUUGGUAGCUUACAGUUAUCUGUGACUCCAGUUCCAGAGGACCUGACACCCUCUUUUAGCCUCUAUGAGCAUGGUGUACAUACAUACACAUAGACAAGCACUCAUACGCAUAAGAUAAAAAAAAAAAAAACCCUUAAAAGAAUAAGAUCCUAAGUAAAAGCAUGGGGCAGGGCAUGCCGAGAUUGCAAGAGAAUUCAGUUAUAGAGAAGAUGACUAGGAAAGCCAGUUUCUGCAGCUGACCACUGAAAUUUGCUCUGACUUGGGAAUAGCCUGGGGAAAUGGGAGAAUUUGGUAGCUUGGGCUGCUCUGGGUGUUCUGUUCAAGAAGCACAUCUAUUGGGCAAAUGAGGCAAACUUUAGGUGGAGGAAAUUAUAUUCACAAACUAAUUCUGAAGAAUCGGAAAAAAUAUACAGAGUUUCUUAGGCGGCUGGACUUGUGAGACAAACUAACACAGUUUCCCGUUUUCUAGCAGCCUUCUGUCCAUGUUAAGCUGGCUUCUCUGUGGCUUUGUUUCUUACAAACCCAACUCACUCUUUCUCUGUUCUCAUUUGUCUGUCUGUCUUUCUCGGCUUCUCCCCUCCCUGCAUUCUCUCACCAUCCAAUCCUGUAGAUGUUCCCAGGAAUACCCACAGCCAUACAUUUAGCCUUCUCUUGCCUUCUCAGGAGCCUUGUAUUUAUUAAUGCAUACUUUAACUGCUCCUUGCACAUUCAAGUUUUUUUUUUUUCCCUACAGUUUCUAAGGCUGCUUUAAGGAAAGCCAUUUAGCCAUAGGAAAGGGAAGAUACCACAAAAUUCUGUUUAGAACUGAUCUAUCCACUAUGCCACCUCCCGGUCCAGCCUGGGUGUAGAACUGGUCUUCACUGACUUCAGCCCUUUAUUACCCAGUCACUAGGAAAACAAACACACAGACAAACAAAAAACAAAAAGAGAUGGAAGACCCACAAUUCAGUGGACCAAGCAGAAGUGGUCCUAAUCCUAUGGUCUUAGCCUUUCCUGGAGACUGCUCUGUCUCUAGUCCUCAUCUAUAACGUCACUAAAGAGUGGCCAGCUGUCAGGCUAGAGUGGUAGCAACAUAGAGCUCGCUGACAGCUCUAGUGAGCUGCCCUGUAUGGUGACAUGGGAUUGGGCACCUAGGGCCAGCAAGGGAUAAGAAUGGUGGGUGUUGGAGAGUCUAAGUAGGAGAAUGCUGCCUGUCUCCACUAAGCUGUGGUCUCACUCUCCCUGGAGAAGCUGUUUUAUGUGUCUGCUGCCGGCUGCCGGUCUCCACACCCUCAACCGUUCUCAACUCCCCCUGCAGGGAGAAGGCCUCCUGGGCACUGUCCUUCCACCUGUACCAGCCACCCCCUGCCCCACUGCUGAAUGAAGGCCAUUUCAAGUGCUGCUUCUCCCUCAUCCCUCCCAGCUGUUAUUGCUGCAGGGCCACGCCCCUUUUAGCGCUGUGCUUGUCUAGCCCACCAGCACAGCCCCUCUCAGCCCUCAGUAGGUGGGAGGGGCUAGCUGCGGCUUUAGGACAGUUGCUUCCUCUGUUUAGCCAAACUACUCCUCUCCUCCCAAUGGAAUGGAGUUCCUGCCAGCACCACCCUGCUCCAUCAUCUGUGUCAGCAGCACCCCAGUCCUUGUGUAGGGAGGAGGAACUCAUGGGAAGCUGCUCCUGCCCUUGCAAGCGCAUACCAGCGACUUGUAACUGUCUCCAAGGGAACCGGCAUUGCUCUCUAGCCAUUCAUUCUGCAUGAGUACUUUCUUGGCUACCUUAACCGGUCAAGAAAGCAACUUUCCUGCUUGUCAGAGUCACUGAGGUCAGCCGUGUGAGCCCCUGUGUGGGACAAGGGUGUCUCCUUCAUUGCUUAAAGGUAUUUUAUAAGGGUGAUUCAUUAUACAUGGUGGGGAGCCAGAGGCUAGUGUCACUUAAAAAAAAAAAUCACCACUGGUGGCUGGCCCAGUGAGUAUGUGUGUAGACAACCUGUUUACCCCAAAAUAUGGCCAUCUGGGAAGUGGGUUUUGCUGAAAAGAGGUUGCUGGAGUUGACUUAAUUAUCCCCAAACUUUAAAAGAAAGGGAAUUUAACACACAUAUGGACUACCCCAAACCCACCAGCUAUACACUCUAGGAAGAAAAAUAGCACCCUUUUAUACAUUUAGCAAUAAGAGGGAUCUCUUCCCACCUCCCCUGACUAUUCCUACUCCCAUCCCCCACCCUGUUAAUGUGAGCAAUGCAUUAGCCUGACCACAGGUGGUCGCUAUAGGCUAAUGGAAAAUACCCAAAUGGAGGGCAAAGCCCCCAUCAGAUGCAUGAAUGUUUGCGAACGAACGGCUGCCACUGCCCCAUACACUGUGUCUUUCUAGAACCCUCCCUCAGCCACCCCACCUGCCAUCUCCACCUGGACACAACUUGCUCAAAGGCUGGUGACUUGUGGGCCAUUCAUCUACAAGUCCUGAAGGAACAAGAGGCCCAAGCCUCGGGGAUGCAAGAAUGGCCCAUUUUAAAAACGUUGUUAGUCCCAGCCGACGUUUUUGGUGAUAUUCCAGUUUAGUUUCCCAAUUGAAAACAAGCCAAACAGACACUCAGACUGGUCAUGUAGAUGUUGCUAGCCUCUGUUGUACAACUAAACAUUACUGUUUGAACAAUAA
Molecule: messenger RNA, 6443 nt
Organism: Mus musculus (house mouse)
Lineage: Eukaryota; Metazoa; Chordata; Mammalia; Rodentia; Muridae
Gene: Septin3
Product: septin 3
Exons: 11
Coding region: 286-2742 (818 amino acids)
Cellular component (GO): cytoskeleton; synapse; cytoplasm
Molecular function (GO): GTP binding
Source: RefSeq, marked validated